This is a messenger RNA of Solanum dulcamara, 1241 nucleotides long. Its product is annotated as F-box protein PP2-B15-like. Gene Ontology annotation, molecular function: protein binding. The record is from RefSeq and is a predicted model, not a curated record. Bases 271 to 1074 code for a protein of 267 amino acids. The transcript is spliced from 3 exons. NCBI's taxonomy places the organism in Eukaryota, Viridiplantae, Streptophyta, Magnoliopsida, Solanales, Solanaceae.
CAACUCAAACAGGAAGCUUCAUCUACUUUGAACAUUUCAAAGUUGCACGUUAUUAUUAGACCCUGCAAGUGCCACCAUUACCAUUCCACUACAUAUACAACAACCAAAAUCCAACAUUAAUCAAAUAGAUUUUUUACAAAACCCAAAAAUAAUCUCACUCUAAUUUCAACAAAAAUCAGCUGAAAUCAACAAAAAAGCAAACAGUACAUACAUUGAACAAAAGUACAAAACCAAAGCCUUUAGUUUCAACAAGUUUCAAGGAUCAAGAUAAUGGCAGGGGCAGAGCAAUUCAAUCGAUUACCAGAAGAUUGCAUUUCUUCAAUUCUAUCUCUUACUUCACCUAAGGAUACAAUUAGCGUCUCUCUGGUUUCUUCCUUUCUCCGAUCAGUGGCAUCAGCUGAUUUUGUCUGGCAAACAUUCCUGCCUUCCGAUUAUAACCGAAUUAUUGACAAAUCUGUCAUAUCAUUGAAUUAUUCUUCCAAAAAAGAGCUUUUUGUUCGUCUCUGUAACUCGAUUCUCCUUGAUGGUGGUAACAAGAGCUUUGCGUUAGAGAAGUCAAGUGGGAAAAAAUCAUAUAUAAUCUCAGCUGAAGAACUGUCCCUUUUAUAUGGGGAAGAACCAGAUCACUGGGCCUGGAAAUCUGUGCCAGAAUCAAGGUUCUCAAAAGUGGCUGAACUGAAAGUGAUAUGCAAAUUAGAAGUAAAAGCAAAGCUAAGGACAAGUAUGCUUUCUACAAACACGAAUUAUGGAAUUUAUUUCAUACUGAAAAUCUCGAAUCGUGCAUUUGGUCUGAGUUCAUUGCCAGUAGAGAUUAGUGUAGAAAUUGGCAAUCGGAAAGAAGUUCACACAGCGACUCUGGACCACCGGAACGGUGAAACAGAGCUGCCGGAAGAAAAACAGAGGAAUCAAAGAGUGCCGUGUAGAAGGGAAGAUGGAUGGCUAGAGAUUGAACUAGGAGAAUUAUUCAACGGUGGAGAUGAAGAUGAGGAAGUUACUGUGUGUUUAAAGGAGGUGAAGGGAUGUCAUGUAAAGGGUGGACUUGUCAUUGAAGGCAUUGAAGUUAGGCCUAAAUAAUAGAGGAAAAUUCAAAGAUACAAAAUGAAAUUUUAAGAUUAUAUCAAUUUGGAUGAAUUCAAAAAUCAUGUCAAUUUUAAAAAAUGCAAUGUUUUUUUUUUUUUUAAAAAAAGGAGGUGUUUUAAUGUUGAGCAGUUCAAAUUAUGAUACAUUAUUUGAUUCAUCUU